UGUUUUCACGCCUCCCACCAGCUCGACGGAAAUUCCUCCAUCAUGUCUCACCGAUACUUAUGACAUCAACUCAGGCGUCAUCAAUUCAGCCCCACAAUGCACGUUCACUCUCAACCACAAGCUCGUGCUACUCCCAGGACUCAUCCUCUCCCCCUUCCCCGCCUCCCUCGUCAACCCAAACACAAAGCCAAAUAAUCUUCAGCGGCAUCCAACCAACCGGAACCCCGCAUCUAGGAAACUACCUCGGCGCUCUUUUGCCUUGGGUACACCUCUCCUCCUCCGCCCUUCCCUCCACAAAACUCUUCUUCAGCAUUGUGGAUCUGCACGCUAUCACUAUCGCUCAAUCACCUGAAAAAUUGAGGGGAUGGAGGAGGGAGAUGUUGAGAGUUUUGCUGGCUUUGGGUCUGGGCGAAGGUGGAGGAGUGGGAGGAGGUGGGAAAAGGGGGAGAAGUACGGUUUUUGUGCAGAGUCACGUGAAGCAGCAUGCGGAGCUCAUGUGGAUUCUGAGUUGUACGGCUAGUAUGGGGUAUCUUGGGCGGAUGACGCAGUGGAAGAGUAAACUCGACUUGAAAGACGACGCGAGUCCGCUUGAUGAGAGGAAAGGGAAGUUGAAAUUGGGGCUUUUCUCGUAUCCGGUUUUACAGGCAGCGGAUAUUUUGGUUCAUAGAGCAACACACGUCCCAGUCGGCGAAGACCAAUCCCAACACCUUGAAUUCGCACGCGAAUGCGUAACGAACUUCAACCAUGCUUAUGGACCGCAGCUUGUGUAUCCUCAGACUUUACUCUCCCCGGCCAAACGCAUAAUGUCCCUCACUAACCCCCUCAAAAAAAUGUCCAAAUCCGACCCAUCGCCCGCGUCUCGCAUCCUAAUCACCGACCCCCCAGAACUCAUCCAGAAGAAACUCACCACUGCAGUGACAGACUCCAUCAACUCCGUAUCUUAUGACCCCGUUAACCGCCCUGGUGUCUCAAAUAUUCUUACUUUACUAUCAGCGUUUGAUGAGGAGGGCAGGAGUCCCGAGACGUUAGGGCAGGUGUAUGGGACGGGCAUGGGACUAGGUGCGUUCAAGAAACUGGUUGGCGAGGCGAUUGGUGGGGGCUUGGAGACGUUUAGAGGAGCGUAUGAGGAUGUAGUUAAGGAAGGGGAGGAGUACCUUGAGGAUGUUGAGAGAAGGGGAGCAAGGGUGGCGGAGGAGAAUGCGGAGGCGACGAUGGUAGGUGUUAGGGAGGCACUUGGGUUGUAGAUAUUGAUUAUGGAGUGGAGUGGAGUGUAUAUUAGGAGAGAAUCUCCGCUGUAGCAAUAUUAUGGUUUAUGUUGAGGGGGGAGUCAGGUGCUUUUCGUUGCUGGUGCGAAGUUGAUCGGAGGUGUGUUCGCUUGUCUUUGCGUUUUCUCG
Hyaloscypha bicolor E is the source of this 1394-nucleotide messenger RNA. RefSeq names its product Nucleotidylyl transferase. The record is from RefSeq and is a predicted model, not a curated record. Gene Ontology annotation, cellular component: mitochondrion; mitochondrial matrix. Lineage: Eukaryota; Fungi; Ascomycota; Leotiomycetes; Helotiales; Hyaloscyphaceae. Gene Ontology annotation, biological process: mitochondrial tryptophanyl-tRNA aminoacylation. Bases 60 to 1244 code for a protein of 394 amino acids. Gene Ontology annotation, molecular function: ATP binding; tryptophan-tRNA ligase activity. The transcript has 4 exons.